This is a messenger RNA of Arabidopsis lyrata subsp. lyrata, 3841 nucleotides long. Its product is annotated as disease resistance protein RPS6. Gene Ontology annotation, molecular function: ADP binding. The transcript has 6 exons. NCBI's taxonomy places the organism in Eukaryota, Viridiplantae, Streptophyta, Magnoliopsida, Brassicales, Brassicaceae. The coding region runs from base 95 to 3022 and encodes 975 amino acids. The record is from RefSeq and is a predicted model, not a curated record. Gene Ontology annotation, biological process: defense response; signal transduction.
UCCCGGUGCAAAGACCAAACACAAUGAGCUCCAUACUCGCUGAUGGUUGUUGUCUCAAAAUCUCAGUUUUCCGUUGAUCUUUUGGUAAAUCUUGAUGGCUACUUCCUCUUGCGUUUGGGUGUUCGAUGUCUUCCCGAGUUUUAGCGGAGAAGAUGUCCGAAGAACAUUCCUCAGUCACCUUCUCUUGGCAUUGGAUCGCAAAUUAAUCACUUGUUUCAAAGACAGUGAGAUCCAGAGAAGCCAGUCGAUAGGCCUGGAGCUUGUACAUGCGAUUAGGGGUUCAAGGAUCGCGAUCGUCGUCUUCUCGAAAAUAUACGCCUCUUCAAGCUGGUGUUUGAACGAAUUGCUGGAGAUCGUGAAAUGCAAGGAAGAGAAAGGUCAAAUGGUGAUACCAAUCUUCUACGCUUUAGACCCUUCUCAUGUCAGGAAACAGACUGGCGACUUUGGAAAGGCGUUUGAAAUGAUUUGCGAGAGCAAAACAGAUGAGUUGCAAAUUCAGUGGAGAAGGGCUUUGACGGAUGUAGCUAAUAUCCAUGGAUAUCAUUCUGAGAACUGGUAUAACGAAGCACACUUGAUUGAAGAAAUCGCCAAUGAUGUUUUGGGUAAACUUAAUAAUGUAACACCGUCAAUGGAGUUUCUUGACUUUGUUGGAAUCGAAGAUCAUCUGGCCAAGAUGAGUCUGUUGUUGUGCUUGGAAUCCGAGCAAGUGAGGAUGGUUGGGUUAUGGGGUCCUUCAGGAAUUGGAAAGACUACCAUUGCAAGAGCUCUUUUUAUUAGAAUCUCUCGUCACUUCCAAAGCAGCGUUUUCAUAGACAGGGCUUUUGUAUCUAAGACUAUGGAAAUUUUUAGGGGAGCCAAUCCUGACGACUACAACAUGAAGCUCCAUUUGCAAGAAAAUUUCCUCUCUGAGAUUUUAAAUAAAAAGGAUAUAAAGGUACAUCAUUUAGGCGCGGUGGGAGAGAGGCUAAAGCACAAGAAAGUUCUUAUAGUACUUGAUGAUUUGGAUGAUCAAAUAGUGCUAGAUGCCUUGGUCGGUGGAACUCAAUGGUUUGGAUGUGGGAGCAGGAUCCUUGUGAUUACAAAAGAUAAGCAUCUUCUAAGAGCUCAUGGGAUUGAUCGUAUUUAUAAGGUCGGUCCCCCUUCUCAUAAACUAGCUCUAGAGAUGUUUUGCCAAUAUGCUUUCAGGCAAAACUCUCCACGUGAGGGGUUUGCAGAGCUUGCUUCUGAAGUCACAAAAGGUGCGGGUAAUCUUCCUUUGGCUCUUAACGUUUUUGGGUUGUAUUUGCGGGGGAGGGACAUAGAGGAUUGGUUGGAUAUGUUGCCUAGGCUUCGGAAAGGACCCUACGGGAAAAUUGAGAAAGCACUUAGAGUUAGCUAUGACGGGUUAGGUAGCAAAGAAGAUAAAGCAAUAUUUUGUCACAUUGCAUGUCUUUUCAAUGGUAUGGAAGCCAAUGACAUCAAGCUGUUACUUGCGGAUAGUGACUUGGAAGUUAAUAUCGGGCUUAAAAACUUAAUUGAUAACUCCCUCAUACAUGAAAGAGGGAGUACUGUACAUAUACAUUGUUUGGUACAAGAAAUGGGUAAGGAAAUCAUCCGUACACAGUCCAACAAGCCCAGAGAACGGGAAUUCCUGGUGGAUUCUAAGGAUAUUGGCGAUGUAUUUAAUGAUACCUCUGGUGCUAAGAAGGUUUUGGGUUUAUCAUUGAGUCUAGCAGAGUUUGAUAAGUUGCACAUAGAUAAAAGGGCCUUCAAAAGGAUGCGUAAUCUACGUUUUCUUAGAAUCUAUGAGGACUCAUUGGACUUGCAUAACCAAGUCAGAUUGCACUUACCAGGAGGCCUCAGCUAUUUUCCCCCAAAGCUCAAGUUACUCUGUUGGGAUGGAUAUCCAAUGCGAAGUUUGCCAGCUAGCUUUCGUGCUGAACAUCUUAAUGUGCUCAGAAUGCGGAACAGCAAGCUCGAGAAACUAUGGGAAGGAGUAGAGUCAUCUGCAUACCCUGAGGAUAGGGUGGAACUUCCUUCUUCUCUUCGGAAUCUCAAUGAAUUAUAUAUGCAAACUUGCUCAGAGCUAGUUGCUCUUUCUGCCGGCAUCAACCUCGAAUCUUUGUAUCGGCUUGAUCUCGGUGGAUGCUCACGGUUUUGGGGUUUUCCUUAUAUCUCAAAGAACGUCUCAUUUCUCAUUCUAAACCAAACAGCUAUUAAAGAAGUUCCUUGGUGGAUCGAGAACUUCUCUAGGCUCAUAUGCCUAGAAAUGCGGGAAUGCAAAAGAUUAAGAUAUAUAUCCCCCAAGAUUUCCAAACUUAAACUUCUCGAGAAGGUUGACUUUUCAAAUUGUGAGGCAUUGACUUCUGCUAGCUGGCUUGACGGUCCAAGUGCUGUAGCAACGGGAGGAAACAAUAUUUACACUAAGUUACCAGUGCUCAAUUUCAUCAACUGCUUCAAAUUAGAUCAAGAAGCUCUCGUUCAACAAUCAGUUUUUAAGUACCUGAUUUUACCAGGUAGAGAAGUCCCUUUAUAUUUCACCAACCGAGCUACCGGAAGCACUCUGGCUAUCUGUCUACUUCAGAGAUCUCUCUCUCAACAAUUUUUCGGAUUUAGGGUUUGCAUCGCGGUUGAUACCCAUGAAGCUAAUUCCUUCACCCCUAGGUGGAUAUGUUGUCACGUCACAAGAAAAGAUGGGAGCUCCUUUGAUUCCACUGAUUGUCACCUUGCCAUUGAUUUACCGCGUCAGAUGGAUAACCAUCUGGUUAUCUUUGACUGUUGUUUUCCUCUAAACAAAGACAUUGAUGCUCUAGCUGAACUGAACUACGAUCGAGUAGAUAUAGAGAUUACUUUCACUACUGACUCUCUUUGCAAAAUAAAAGGAUGUGGUGUACGACUCUCUGAGAUUUGUUCAUAUUUGGAUAACGGACUUAGUAAUGUUUGUGAAGCUGAUGAAAGCAAACACGGUGAAGAGUAUGGAGACAGUAUUGCAGAAAUAAGGAGAAGUAGGAAGCGAGUGCGGAUAAUGGAAAAGUCGAUUUAAGAAAGUACUGACUUGCUCUUCAGCCAAACCCAUAAGGAACACUGGAAGUAGCAAGUUUGAAUAACAAGUACUGACUUGUUACUUCUCCUUGUCUCUGCACCGCCGUCUCCACUGAGAAUAUGAGAUAUGCAAUGUUCUGUUCUGUUCAGUUUAUGCCUAAUGCUUACCUGCAGUGGGAACUACUCUCAAUAUGAAUGAGGAAUUCUGCCCAUUCUAGUGGAACAUUGUAAUAUCGGGAGAAUCAGCAUGGAUUCUUCACAGUCAGCCAAGCUGGUCAGACGUUUUUUAGCGCGUGUUUACAAGAGGGUUUUGAAGAACUCACUCUUCUUGCCAAUAUGCCGAAGGUAUUGAGCUAAACAGACACUUGAGAGUGAGGGUUGUGACCUGAUUAUAGAAACAAUCUGAACAAGCUAUUGGGUCUUUUGGUGCAUUCCCAAUGAACUGUAAUAUCCAUAAUAACCAUAUGGGCGCUCAGGCAUUGCUUGCUGAAUCUACCACCAAGCUGUCUUUGGUCAGUGCUUUUUACCGAGGCGAAGCAGCCAGUUUGCAAGGCCGUUUCUAUAGAGAUACUCUUUCGCGAGGGAAGAGAGUAUAAACUUCAGAGUAGCUUCUUGUUAAUGGGUGAUAAUUAGGCUUUACAUAGUUUUCAGCUGUUCAGACAAAAGUGAAGCAUGUUCUUCAUUCUGCAUUGCUGGUCCGAACCAAGAUUGUGUAUUAUUUAUGUCCAUGGAUCAUAAUUUUUCUAGUUUCUUUUUGACUGGUGGAAUUGUAUCGACUGUUUCUCUUAGAUUCAAUUCUACAGAAAAGUCUGAUUGGUUA